Molecule: messenger RNA, 549 nt
Organism: Paracoccidioides brasiliensis Pb18
Exons: 2
Coding region: 1-549 (182 amino acids)
Source: RefSeq, a predicted model, not a curated record
AUGCAGAACCAGGAAGAGAGAGGCCUCGCAGACCUAAGAAAGGAGAGGAUUGAUUUUAUUCAGCAAAGGGAACCCGUCAAUGUCGGAGGAAAAUUGCUGGAGAGGAAGUUGAGCACCAGGAGAGGAACGACAGCUAGGCCAGCGAUAUUAAGUUGUUCGAGCAUGCUAUGCGAAGGGAGGGAGGGCAUGAUACUUGGGUUUCAGGGAGGGAAGAAGGGGAAUCGAGGAGAGCUUAUGCCUCCUUCAUCCUUCAAAACGAGCCAACACAAAACAGCCGGUUUCCAGCGACCAGCCGCCAAUGGGCUUAACAAAAUCAUGGAUCUUCGCACAGAAAUGCUUGGCUAUUACUUGGCUCCUCUACCCAUCUUCUGUGUAUCCCCAGCCACAUACAGAUCGGUGCUUACUGAUUGGUGCUGGGUGAGAGAGGGGCCUCGUUUGCCUCACUCAGCUCCUGGUGUCACUUGUCCGGCGUUACCGUUGCAGCCUCAACUGGGUCCAGUUGCUUUCGGCCUGCGAGAAUCUGAGACCCGUUUCAAAACCAGGCCUUGA